Aegilops tauschii subsp. strangulata is the source of this 489-nucleotide messenger RNA. Lineage: Eukaryota; Viridiplantae; Streptophyta; Magnoliopsida; Poales; Poaceae. The record is from RefSeq and is a predicted model, not a curated record.
AUGCCCGGUGGCUUGGCCGGCGGCGCCCUCGGCUUCCUCUGCUUCGGCUGGGCGACGGAGGCGGUCGCGGUUGCCGCGGCGUGGUGGACGACGUACUUCUUCGGUGGCAUGGCGGCCGUUUUGUCAGAGUUAUGUUUUGGUUGGCUGAUAGCUUGGAAGAUCUUCAUCUUCUACUAUUUGCUUCUUUUGGUUUGUGUAGUCCACAUAGAAGGCCAUCAUCCAGAAAGGUACCUUGCAGAGUUUAAGAUUGGUGUGGAGAGGAAAGAAGCUGCUGAGAGCACCAUGAACGCAUACAAAGCUGAUGCUCUGGUUACUGGCAAGGACAUCAACCCUUGCAGAUUUGGCUCUGACUCAUCCCAUCAGGAUUGGGUUGCACUCAACUUUUCUGGGUUCUACUAUGAGACCUCGAACUCCCCUGACCAAGCCUGCAACCUUGCAAAACAGAUAGAGGAGGAUAAAGAAAUGGAUCUAGGAUUGUGUAGAAUGUAG